UUUCUAUUCUGUACAACUUAAUUGAAUAUUUAAAAAAAUUAAUUAUAUAAAAUGUCAGAUAGCAAAAAUGAUAAAGUGAAAGUUGAUUUAGGGCUUUUAGAAGAAGAUGACGAGUUUGAAGAGUUCCCAGCAGAAGAUUGGACAGCUAAGGAUGAAGAUAAUGAAGAUAUAAGUGUGUGGGAAGACAAUUGGGAUGAUGAUGACGUUGAAGAUGACUUCAACCAACAAUUAAGAAUGCAGUUGGAGAAACAAAGAGUACAAUGUGAAUUUGAAAAAGAAAAUUAAUUAAAAGGAUGUUUUCGUGUGUGGUAAAUGAUAUAAAAAUGAUC
Ceratosolen solmsi marchali is the source of this 329-nucleotide messenger RNA. RefSeq names its product Suppressor of exocyst mutations 1 (gene Sem1). NCBI's taxonomy places the organism in Eukaryota, Metazoa, Arthropoda, Insecta, Hymenoptera, Agaonidae. The record is from RefSeq and is a predicted model, not a curated record. The coding region runs from base 52 to 285 and encodes 77 amino acids. Gene Ontology annotation, cellular component: proteasome regulatory particle, lid subcomplex; proteasome complex. The transcript has 3 exons. Gene Ontology annotation, biological process: mRNA export from nucleus; double-strand break repair via homologous recombination; proteasome assembly.